AUGGGUGAGGUCAAUCUUCUCCAAAAGAUGCGCCACCCAAUGAUCAUUGGAUAUUAUUCGUAUUUUAAAUUUGAUAAUACGCUGUAUAUCGCGAUGCAAUACGCAGAAGGGGGAACAAUGGAGAAAAUGAUCCACGAUCAACGCGCAACCGGCCAGCAUUUCCCCGAAUCCACCGUUAUCGAUUAUUUUACGCAGAUCCUGAUCGCCCUCAACCACAUGCACAGCCGCAAUAUCGUACACCGCGAUCUGAAAACGCAGAAUAUCCUACUGAAUCGCAAAAAGACGCUGGUGAAAUUGUCGGAUUUCGGCAUUUCCAAGGAGUUGACAACUCGAUCUGUGGCGACAACUGUAAUUGGCACACCACAUUAUUUGAGUCCAGAGAUUUGUGAAGGCCGCGCCUACAAUCAAAAAUCGGACGUCUGGUCGCUGGGAUGUGUUCUUUACGAGCUUCUCGAGCUGAAACGAGCGUUUGAUGGGGACAAUCUACCGUCGUUGGUCAUGAAAAUUAUGAAGUGUUCCUACACGCCGAUUGGGAAGCACGCGACAAAAGAAGUAUGCACGCUGGUGGCCAGCCUACUUGGCCUCAAUUCGUUUACGAGGCCUAGCGUUGAAGAACUCCUCACGUACCCCCUAAUUCUUCCAUACACCCUGCGUAUCCACACGGACACGGGUCGAGUGGCCGCCCCGGAGAUGCACAAGCGCCGACCCGGUUCUGUAGUGGGCGGAAGGUUGCGGAUCAGCCCGUCGGCCCAGUCGAUGCGUCCACCCGAGCGGAAUGCGCGUCCGGCUUCCGCCCUAGUCACGAAUACGCUACGCCCGAAAAUGGACGACGACGACGGGAUGGAGAAGUUUUCGGUCAACGACGCCGACCUUGACUUCGCGAUGAACCCCGGGAAAUAUCGUCGGCGUCAAACGAAAGAGCAAGCGGCGCUAGGGAUUUGGGCCGGCGGCUCGUCGGACGAGGAUGAGGAUGCGCGACCGGCUUUCGGAAAGAAGCGCCCAAAUUACAACGCGCCGGUGAACUUUGUGAGCGGCGGCAUCAAGGUGGGCAACAAGAUCGAGCGCGAGGACGGUGCGGGUCCGUCGACCAACAAUAUGGGGCUGAAGAUCGAAGAGGAUGCUCCGAUCGAGCUCAACUUCAACAAGAAGCAAAAGUCCGCGCCGCCGCCGCAGAAGAAACAAAAAGGGGCCAAUGUGUUUGCCGGCAUGCGCUCCUCGAAUGUCAGUUCCACCGUCGACAGCGCGCAAAUGGACGACUGGCUGACGAAGUCCGGAAAGGGGAAUGUCUUGCAGAAUAUGAUGAAGAAAAUGGGCUGGGAAGAAGGCAAAGGUCUCGGCAAGCAGAAGCAGGGCAUCACCGAGCCGGUCCAAGCGGCGCUACGACCGGGGCGAGGUGCCGUCGGCGCGUACGGGAAGGAGGUCAGCUCUGCGGGCCCCAGAUUUGGAGAAAGCCCCGCCGAUGCCCAAAAGCGGAUCGCCAGUGAGGCGGCGGCCGCUGCACAAGCCGACGGCGUCCGCCCUUUGGCCCCAGCACCCCCAAAAGGCACUUGGAAGAAGACCACAAAGGUCAAAACCGUCUACAGGACGGUCGACGACGUGAUCAACGACGGCGGCAGCAUCCGUGCCCUCAAGGGGACCUCCGUUUCAAAGGUCAUCGACAUGACCGGCCCCGAGCAGCGCGUCUACAGCGGCUACGACGCAUUUGCCCUCAAGACCAAAGCCGAAGCGGAAGACGAGCCGCGCGGGCGCUUCGACGUCCCGGAGUUGACGCACAACAUCAACUUGCUGCUCGACUUGACCGAAGAGGACAUCCGGCGAACAAAUCAUCAACUCGGGGUUCUAAAGGACUCGACCGUGGCCCUCGAGCACGACUACGACCGCGCCAAGGAGGAGAUGGACCGGGCCCAGGGCGACUACGACCGGAUGAAGAGCGUGUUCAACUUGCUGGAUGACUUCUCCAGCAAGCCCAAGCCAUCCAUGAUUGAGUGCGAGAAGCUGUUCGAGCGGCUGCGCUCCGAAUUCCCGAUGGAAUAUCGGCUCUACCAGCUCGACGCCGCCGCCGUGCCCCUCGUCUUGCCACUCAUCCAAGCCUUCUUCGCCCGCUGGCGACCCCUCGAGCCCGACCAGACGACGCAGGGCAUCGAAAUGAUGAGGCGUUGGCGGGAGACCCUCGCCACGUCCGACACCAAGAUGUUCCCGGCUCAGGCUGUGGCUAUGGAUAAAUUGGCCGCCUUCGAUCGACUGAUGUGGGACGGGUGGAUGCCGGCGAUUCGGAGAGCCGUGCUACAAUGGGAGCCCCGGACACAGCAUCACCAACUAAUCGAGGUCGUCGAACACUGGCUGCCGAUAAUGCCCAAUUGGAUGAAGGAGAAUUUGCUGGAUAGGAUCAUCGUCCCGAAAAUCGAACAGACCGCGCAGCAGUGGAACCCGCUGACCGAUCCAGUACCCAUCCACUCGUGGCUAAUCCCGUGGCUCGACAUCAUGGGCGACAGGCUGGUGCCCGUCUUCGCCCCGAUUCGACAGGCACUCGCCCACGCGCUGAAGAUGUGGACCCCGCUCGACCCUGGUGCCCUCGUGAUGCUAACGCCGUGGAAGGGCGUCUGGGCCCAGGGGACCAUGUCGGCUUUUUGUAAUAUGAACAUCGUCCCGGCGCUGGAGAAGAUGUUCGUCACGAUGAACCUGAAUCCUGUCGACAAUCCGACAUGCCCCGAGUUUGGCGCGGUGCUUCAAUGGCGGAAGCUGAUCAACGACGACAUACUGGUCAACAUCAUCAAUCGCUACUUCUUCCCGAGGUGGUUCGACCAAGUGUGCGCGUGGCUAGACAGCGCCCCCGGCGACCGCGCCGUGGUCAACGACGUCCUGUCGUGGUACAACGAGUGGAAGGGCCGAUUCCCGCAAGAUCUCGUCGACAAGUUCCCGACAAUAACCGAGAACCUGAAGCGCGCGAUGGUGGCCAUCCACGCGUCUUCGCAGGGCCGACGCGUCGGAGGUGCACCCGCUCAGCCAAUCCACCAGACUCCUCCGCCUCCGCCACCCCCGAUGCCCGUCCGCCCGCCGCCAAUGCCAGCGAUGCCAACUGUACAACUGACGCUACGCGAGAUACUGGAGCGGGAAGCCGGCGCCUACGACAUCACGUUCACGCCGCAGCCGGGGCGCCAAAAGGACGGGCACCAGGUCUUCUGGUUCGGCACGCUGUCGAUUUACAUCAGCGCGGGCGUCGUCUACAUGUAUGAUCCGGCGAAUUUUGAGUGGUACCCGACGACCAUACAACGGCUCCUCCAAUACAACAACGCCGUCGCA
Mesorhabditis spiculigera is the source of this 3300-nucleotide messenger RNA. The record is from the annotation of a GenBank genome assembly. Lineage: Eukaryota; Metazoa; Nematoda; Chromadorea; Rhabditida; Rhabditidae.